Messenger RNA from Gopherus flavomarginatus (Mexican gopher tortoise), 10566 nucleotides. It is a transcript of the gene TTBK2, whose product is annotated as tau tubulin kinase 2. The coding region runs from base 728 to 4741 and encodes 1337 amino acids. NCBI's taxonomy places the organism in Eukaryota, Metazoa, Chordata, Testudines, Testudinidae. The record is from RefSeq and is a predicted model, not a curated record. Gene Ontology annotation, cellular component: nucleus; ciliary transition zone; cytoplasm. Gene Ontology annotation, molecular function: ATP binding; protein serine/threonine kinase activity. Gene Ontology annotation, biological process: signal transduction; cilium assembly; peptidyl-serine phosphorylation. The transcript is spliced from 16 exons.
UUGACCCUCCAAGUCCCUCCAUGCCUCACCUAUGGAACUUUCUACUAUAAGGAUAAGGGCUCGUCAGUGCUGGAGAGAUGGAGCCUAAUUCAAGGCUGGCCAAAAAUACAGCUGGAACUCCCACAGGAGCGAAGAACUGUUACAAACCUCACCACAAACUGCAAGGUGCACUCUUAAACCUUCCUUUACUAUAAACACAGAGCAGCGUGUACCUACAGAAAACAAACCCUACCCCCCACUCCCGCAGACGCAGGUGGAAAUGGAAAAUAAACUACAUAUAACAGCUGCAAGUCACGUCUCUUAGAGCCUGUCUUCACUGCAGUGUUAGCACAAAGCAUCAUUCGACGGUUGCACUAACCCCACUCCUGUGCAUCCACACGCACCUCCAGCAGAGGUAACACUCAGCUCGCCGGCUGCUCGGGGAGCGCAGGCUGGAGCUGGAGUGCUGCUGAGGGUGGAGCUAGCAAUGCAGUGGGGACGCAGCUACUCCGCUGCUCUCACUCGAGCGAGGGGAACCAGAGCCCGGGCUGCAGAGGCGAGAUGCUCCAAACGCACCACGGGAAGGCGCUUGGACGCUGUGGUGAUGCCAGCAGACUGUGACCCUGCACGGAACAGAGGGCACCUCACUGCGCCUAGCCUCAGGUUAAAUGGAAUCUACCUCUGGGAGCUGGAUGAUCUGUACUGACAGAGACUCAUCAUAGCAGCUCCACCACAUCUGGAGAUUGCAAUGAGUGGGGGAGGGGAGCAGCCAGACAUCCUCAGUGUGGGAAUCUUGGUCAAAGAAAGAUGGAAAGUGUUGAGGAAGAUAGGAGGUGGGGGGUUUGGAGAAAUUUAUGAUGCUCUGGACUUGCUCACCCGGGAAAAUGUUGCACUAAAGGUCGAGUCAGCUCAGCAACCAAAGCAAGUCCUGAAAAUGGAAGUGGCUGUGUUGAAGAAACUGCAAGGUAAAGACCAUGUUUGUAAAUUUAUUGGCUGUGGAAGGAAUGACAGAUUUAACUAUGUGGUCAUGCAGCUGCAGGGUCGGAAUUUGGCAGAUCUGCGUCGGAGCCAGUCUCGAGGGACCUUCACCAUGAGUACCACCCUGCGCCUGGGAAGGCAGAUUCUUGAGUCCAUUGAGAGCAUUCACUCUGUGGGAUUCCUGCACAGAGACAUUAAACCAUCAAACUUUGCUAUGGGACGUUUCCCUAGCACUUGUAGGAAGUGUUACAUGCUGGAUUUUGGCUUGGCACGACAGUUUACAAACUCAUGUGGGGAUGUCAGACCGCCACGAGCUGUUGCGGGUUUUCGAGGAACAGUGCGAUAUGCAUCAAUCAAUGCUCACAGAAACAGAGAAAUGGGAAGGCAUGAUGACCUUUGGUCCCUGUUUUACAUGUUAGUAGAGUUUGUGGUUGGACAGCUGCCUUGGAGAAAAAUAAAAGACAAGGAGCAAGUGGGCUCCAUAAAAGAGAGGUAUGACCACAGGCUCAUGUUGAAACAUCUCCCCCAAGAAUUCAACAUCUUUCUAGAUCACAUCUCCAACUUAGAUUACUGUACAAAACCUGAUUACCAGCUUCUCAUGUCUGUGUUUGACAACAGUAUGAAAACUUCUGGAGUCAUUGAAAGUGACCCUUUUGACUGGGAGAAGAGUGGAACUGAUGGCUCUCUGACGACGACGACAACAUCAACAACUCCUCAGUUACAUACUCGCCUGACCCCAGCUGCAAUUGGAAUAGCCAAUGCCACACCUAUCCCAGGAGAUUUGCUGCGAGAGAACACGGAUGAGGUGUUUCCAGAUGAGCAGCUCAGUGAUGGGGAGAAUGGUAUUCCUAUUGGAGUCUCACCAGAGAAACUGCCUGUGUCCCCUGGACAUCAACGUCCUCAGGAAAAAGAUGUCUGGGAGGAGAUGGAUGCCAACAGAAACAAAAUAAAGCUGGGGAUCUGUAAGCCUUCUACAGAGGAGGAAAACAGCCAUGGACCAGUGAAUGGAAUGCUUAAUGCACCAAGCCUUGAUUCUCCAGUUCGAGUCCGCUCAGAGACCACCCAGCCAGACAGGGAUGUCCCACUGAUGAGAAAGUUACGUUCAAUCCACAGCUUUGAACUGGAGAAACGCCUGACCUUGGAGUCAAAGCCAGACACUGAUAAAUUUCUUGAGACCUGCUUGCAGAAGAUGCAGAAAGAUUCAAAUGCUGGGAAAGAAACUGCUGUUGCUGCUGCUCCUCUUCCUCAGAAAAUGUCUGUUCCUGCUGUGGCUGCCCGCGCUGACCGUGUCUGGCAUUAUGAUGAAGAAUAUCUUCCUGAUGCUUCUAAGCCUGCUUCAGCCAGUUCUCCAGAACAAGUUGAUGGCAUUGUUAGUAAUGGCUUUGUGGCUGUCAACUUAAGCUCCUGCCAGCAGGAGGUUGAUUCCAAGGAAUGGGUGAUAGUAGAUAAGGAACGGGAUUUGCAGGAUUUCAGGACCAAUGGGGCUUUAGUACAUAAAACAACUGGAAGUCCCUCAGAUGAGGAGCCUGAGGUGCUACAAGUCCUAGAGGAAUCCCCCCAAGAGGAACAGCUGAGACUGAGUACUUGGGCAGAAAACAACGUCCAUGCCAAGAAUGAGGCUGUAGGUGUGGGGUUAGAUCUGCCUGUUGAUCAUGCUACUGCUGCUUCUGAACAAUUUUCAGAUAAAUUAGAAUUUAUGGCUGGAGUUGCUGGCCAGCUUCUUGCAGCCACACCUUCAAGUCCAGUGGAGGCCCAAGCAGAAGGAGCCCUCACUCUGCUCAACUCAUGUCACAUGCUGCAUUUCUCCACUCCGAGAAUUUCAAGUCCCAUCCUCCGCACCCUGAGCCCUAUUGCCCAUCUAUCCUCCCACUCGGACCCCAAGAAAGAGGCUGGGUUACCCAGGAGUCAAUCAGCAGAGAGCCAUUCCUCCUCUUCCCGCUCAACUGGCCGUAGGCAACUUCCUAUCAUUCCCAGUGGCAACAAGUUUCCCCCUGUCAUUCGCAUCUCAAAAGCACAACUCCAACAGAUAACAGUACCCAGACCAUCAGUGGCAUCCGCCCAAUCUGCCUCUGAGAGCUUUCAUUAUGGCCACCAGCUAGAGAAGAGGGACAGAAACACUCAUCCUAUGGAACACAUUGUGGAAUUUUCCUCUCCUAAGGAGACUUUGCCUGGAUUGGUAGUGACAGAGGGUGCGCUUCCCACUAGUACUAGCAGAACAGAUCUGGUACUUCAGUUAAAUCAUAUCAACCAUGAGGUGCUUGAGAGGGAAUGGCACGUCAAAGAAUGUGUCAGACUCGCAGACUGUGGCCAAAAGGACCUACCUGAACAAUGUAGCAGUAGGGAGGAAGAAAAAGAACCUGGAAAUCUCGCUAUAGAAACUGAAGAAGUAAGGCUUCCAGUGGUUUCAGAGGAUGCCAUAAAAAUGUCUCACAAAGGGCAGAGUUCUUCUCCACCAGGGAGCUCAAAAUUUGUGGAAGGGAAACCUCCAGCUGCUAUUGAAUCUGCUGAUGAAUCACAGCCAAGGACUUCCUGCUUGGUGCUAAAUUCAGAUGCAAACUAUGAGGUACUGAAGUCAGCAGCAGCUGAGAUAUCAGAGGUUUCACCAUCAAGAGUCAUAGACCUAUUUGCUGAUAGACAGAAAAGUCAAAUAGUAGUCGUGCAGGAAAAUGGUUUCCAUGAUAAUGAAGAAAUUGAUCAUAGUGAAGACUUGGAAUGCCACCAGAUGGACCUUUCUACAUUUUUUCAGCAGGAGGGCAAAAGAGAGAAAAAUAUCCCCAGAAAUGGAGAGCUGUUUCAUUGUAUGUCCGAGAAUGAGAGUUCUCAUCAAUGUAAGAAAGACUUAGUUAAGUCACCCUUUGUAGUCAGACAAAGUCGCAUACCAGUUUUAGCACAAGAAAUAGACUUGACAUCAGAAUCCACUUCUCCUGUUUCAGCAAAGGAAAAGCUUCUCCUAAAGAAGGCCCAUCAGACAGAUUUGGUCCGGCUUCUUGUGGAAAAGAGACAGCUCAAGACUUUCCUUGGUGACCUCUCAAGUGCCUCUGACAAGUCACUGGAGGACAAAGUGGCUGCUGCUCCUGUACCGUUUUCAGAGGAUGAAAUCUUAUCCUCCUUUUCCAGAGUGACACUGGACUCUCAUUUGGGCAAACAAUCUGAGGAUGGCUCUUUGUCACCAAGUAGCUCUCAGUCCAGAAAGAGCAAGAUUCCAAGGCUAGUAUCCUGGGCUACAACUGAUCAAGUCCCCAGUUCAACCUCAGCUCAAUUCUUUCCUCGUCCACCCCCGGGAAAACCACCAACUAGGCCUGGGGUAGAAGCCAGAUUACGCAGGUACAGAGUUCUAGGGAGCAGCAACUCAGACUCAGACCUUAUCUCUCGUCUGGCUCAAAUCCUUCAGAAUGGAUCUCAAAAGCCAAGGAGCUCCACCCAGUGUAAGAGUCCAGGAUCACCACAUAGCCCAAAAACGCCCCCUAAAAGCCCUGUCAUCCCUCGACGCAGCCCCAGUGCUUCCCCUCGGAGCUCUUCCUUACCCCGUACAGCCAGUUCUUCACCAUCCCGGGCUGGACGGCCCCACCAUGACCAGAAGAGUUCAUCCUCACACCUUGGGAGGAGUAAAUCGCCUCCUAGCCAUUCAGGCUCCUCAUCCUCUAGGAGGUCCUGCCAACAAGAGCACUUCUGCAGCAAACCAAGCAAGAAUGGUCUAAAAGGAUCCAACAGCUCCUGCCACCACUCCCCAAACACUAAAACCCCCACAGGAAAGAGCAAAUCUGCUAGUAAACUUAGCAGAUAGGAACUGAGCCUUGACAGGUGUAAAAGCCUUCUUGUAAUUUGAUGCAUGUUGUGUCUAUGUACUGUGUAUUUAAACAAAAAACAAAAAAACCCAAAAAACAAAACAAAAAAAUCAGUAUUGAAUCCUUGCUUUCAAAAGAGAGAAAAUAUAUGAUAAAUUAUUUGACAAGUCCAUAGUGUGUAAAUGAGUGGGCAGGCAUUGCCUAAAGACAGGCAGCAAGCAGAUCAGGGAGGGUGGUAGAGGCCAGAUAAGGACAGACAAAGAUGUGUGGAACAUUUGAAGUUAAAAUGAUCUCUAAGGUGAGUGUUUUAAUAGGGUUUUUUAUUUAUUUAUGGUUUUUAUGUUGUGUACUUAGAUUAAGGCCUUUCUCAAAGAAUAUGUAAUAGAACGUGAAACAUCCAGUUUUAUUUCCACAAUGAUACCACCACCACCUCUGAGACAGGAACUGCUCAGGCAUUUAUUUGUAGAAUUUUAAAUAAGCACAUUAUUUGGAAGAUAUUUCUAAUUUGUGAGUCUUUUCAGUGUCAGGCUGUGAACAUCUCUUUCUGUGUCAUUCAGUGUCCAUCCCAUCCCCCCCUCCUCCCCAAUGGCACAGAUUCCCGUAUCUAAAAAAAAAUUAUACACUUCACCUGUAUACUGAUGACAAUUUAAAAAUAAGUUUUAACGUUUUCUGAGUUUUAUAGUGUUAUUUUGCAGGGCAUUUGUCUUUUGUUAGUAUUCAAGAACCUUUAAACAUCAAUCAUGUUGAUUUUUUCCUUCUUAAUCCAUGGUUCUCCUCUCCAGGCCUGUAUUAUGUACAUUCUGGAGACAGUCAUUCCAAUCUGAGUUAUGGGAGAAAAAAGGAAGAGUCUUCAGGCUGGAGGGUUGUUGCAGACUUACCAUAUACUGCUGUGUGUAUUUUGGUCAGAAGUAUGUAAACCUGUUUGUCUGAGUGCAAAAGAGAGCCUUUGUUACAACAAUCAUUUUCCUAUUAGCUAUGGACUACUUAAACCUUUAUUGACCUUAUUCACAAUGAUGCUGUCUUGACAUUAAACCCAAGAUAGUGAAGCUGAGAAGGAGUAGAGAGAACUACAAACUCAGAUUCAUUUUUUACCUUGGAAUUUAGGUUAAGUCUAGAAGAUGGACUGUAUGUAUGUUCUCCGUGCUGAAAGGUGAGUGCAGAGCCUGUACACUUGCUAGGUUAUAGAUAAGAGGAAUAAAGCCCUUCACUCCCACUUCCUACAGAAUCGGAAUGAGAAUAUUUGGCAAUAUAACCAGAAAGAAGAAAAAAAAUAUCAGAAAAUUUAUCUGUUGGGAUUUUUGUCUUCCCUUUUGACCAAAUGUCUCUUAGGAAAGCCAGACCCCUUCACUGUGAAUAAAGUCCAUGGUGCCUAGUUUCCCCAAACAAGUUCCUUUAGUACUCACUUAAUAUGCUGUAGAGGAUCAUUGUAGGACACUUUAGGGAUAUGGCAACUUUUACUGUGUUCAGAAAUGGAUAGUGGAUCAGAAUAGUUUAAAACACGGGAAUACAAGUCUGAAAGGGAUACAUUAGCAUCCCGAAUACUACCUGUCCCAGGGGUGCUGGAUAUGUGGAAGCACUGUCAGUUACUGAUCUGCUUGCUGUAGUUGUAUGCCUUCCUAGCCAGCAUCUGUGCUUUUUAUUUAACCUCUAUUUGCUGCCAAACUAGUACCUUUGAAUUGAAAAGGAAAUAUUUCCUCUCUCAGCUAACACAUUUCUGAUGCUGCAUCACAGCUGCCCUGAAGCGGCACUGAAUUUCACUUGUUCUGUCAGAAUGUGUUGGGAUUUUCUUCUUCCUCCUGUGUAUACUGUUUUCCAUAAGUAAUGUAGCACAGUAUGGAACCUUAGUUUAAUUCAGGUUUCAAGCACUGCAGUGGAAUGCAAAAGGUAGGGCAUACCUGCUCUUUCUGAAGAAACUAUACCAUUGGAAACGCUUAUUCCUGUGUAUUAUAUUGUAUUAUAGGUACUAUACUAAUGAUUGCAUGUCCUCAUGGUAAAUUAUAUAAUAUAAAUAUUUAUAAAUAUAUAUAUAUACAUAUGCUUAUAUAAAUUCACUUACUCUUUCUCAUUCUCCAUUUGUAAUUUAUGAUGCAAUUCUUUUUCUGUUGCGUGUCUGAAUACUCUUGGCGUUGCAUCUCUCAUUUCCUGAAAAUAGUUUCCUGGCAUCCACAAAGUCAAGUAGCCUUCAUGCCUCAGUACAGGGAUGAAGGGUUGGUGAUGUGUCAGCAAGCCAGUGUUUUGUGUCUCAGCCUUUUCCUUUUAUUUAUAUUUUUUGUGUGUUUGUCUGUUUGCGUGUGAAACAGGAGCACAGACUCAGAGGUACUGUAUCUUUGAUUAUAAGAUAGGAUUUGUAAUUACUGUUUUUUCAUUUCACAAUGUACAUUUUUAAGCUGCAACAUUGCUCAUGAUACAGUAGCAGUGACAGUUAAUAAAUACCUAAUAGAUGACUAUGACAAAAAAAAAUCAAACCCCAUCUUUUCUUUUUUGAUUUCCUUACCUGUCACCUUGCAGUAUACACUAACAAGAGUUGGAUCCCAUUGUAGACAUCUCUCCCCAAGGCUCUGCUGAUACUGUCUCUUAAGGCAUUGUGGCAGCUUAUGAUAAUUUUUCAUUCUCAAUUUUCUGAGGAGCAUUCGCUUUGGUCUUUGAGUUUGUCCUAUAUGAGUGAGGUGUAUGGGAGUUUUGGUAUUAACUUCAGUGGGGGCAGGUUUGGGCUCUGUGCCCUUCCCCUGAAAUAUUGAAAAUAAAGUAUUUACAUUUUCUCCCUGAUACAACAGGAUCCAGAACCAGGUAAUCACUGUUAUUGUAAGAAUAGUUUGUUUUACGGGUGAGGGGAGACAUAAAACUCAAGAUAUUUUCCUUCUCUCUGCCAGAGUAAAAUAUAUCCAUAUUGUUCAAUAUUACGUACUAAUGAAUAAAAGAGAGAACAUUGAUCUUGUAGAAAUAUAUUACUAUUUGCACUUUUUGCCAAUACAAAGAGAGGAACUACAUCAGAAUGGGGGAAAGCACAAAGAAGAGGAUGGUGCUUUUGGCAUUUUCAGUGCAAUGAUGGUAAAAGAACUUUAUGUCCCUGGUAGUGGCUUACUGCCACAGAUUUUGUAGCUGGUUAGAAAUAGAAGCAACUUUAUGUUUAUGGAUAGGUCAAGAUUACAGCCUCUCGUACUUUUCUUCCUACUUUUACUUUGUUGGUUAUAUAACUCCUCCCCCGUGAAGGUAACACAAUUGAGUAUUAUGAACUAAACUAUCAGCAAAUGUAGCUAUAUAGUAAUCAAGCCCUGUGUAAUUGCCAUCCUUGUAAUAUUUCUAGAAGGGCCUCUGUAAUCAUCAGUGACCCUAUAAAGAAUAAAUCCCAGCAGUGUAAAUAUAUAAAUUAUUAUACAUUUAAUUCGUUAUUUAAAGCACCAAAGGACAAUGGCCCUGUGUAAAGUCUAAGUAAAUGGCUUUGUGCAGGGAAGCUCUGCCAUGCUUAGAAAAGGGAGAAUCUUCCCCAGGGCCCAGAGAAGCUGCAGCCAUUCUGCAUGGUUAGCAGAAGCUUCCCCUUACUCUAAGGUUAGUUCAUGGACCCACUGGCUAUACCCUCCUUCAAUCCUAAUCUCCAUUUCUAUGGAGAGAACUGCCAUGCAGCCAAGACUUACAGGGCUUUCAGAUUCCUCCUGCACAGUUCCUCUUCAGUAUUCUCCAUGUGUUCUGAAACUGUGGCAGUUCCAUUGCUUUCGGGGGGCUUUUGUGGCCAAGUGGGGGAAGUUGGGAAAGGGGCAGAAUUUCCCCCUGCCUAAAUGACUGCCAAGCCCUCCAGAGCAUUUUUUCACAGCUGUCAGUAUGGAUCCCUUAAUGUAUUAAAUGAAAUAAAAUCCAGCAUUUGAUAUUUCACUUCCAAAUAACAGAUUUUUGAGCUGCUAUUUUGCAGUGAGCUUAGUUUGUAUUUUUUUAAAAUGUAUCUUAGUAUUGGCAAAACCUUUUCAGGGUACACUGACUGACUAUAUUAACUAUAGGCAGAAUCCAGCUCCUGACUUAAUGACUUAUGCGACAUGCUGGAGUUGGCAGAGAAAAGGAUGCUAAGCAUACAUCUGCCACUAGAGCAGGGCAGGGUGGAUUAGGGUGGGAAUAGGUAACAUGCUGCUAGGUGAACUGUGCUACUGCUCUGAAAAAGGAGUCAUACUUAGCCCCAGCUACUAGUAUAUAUGUUAGCUGGCUGGGUGAGUGUGGCGGGGCAGGGCAUUCCCUGUAGCUGGUAAGCAUAUCCUCUCUGGGAACUACAAAGCAAAAUCCUGUCUUGAUGUUUGCAUGGGUGAGAAACAAGCUCCCUAUGCCCUCACCUCACAGAAUACUCAUGAAGCACAGGGCUCUAUCUUGUCCUAUAUGUUUAAAAGUGGGCUGAUGGGCUUUUCAUCUUUCAAGGCCUGAGUUCUGAGAGCUCCAUUCCAUGCAUUGCUGGGGCGUUUGUGAUCAUUAACUAUAGCAAGAGAAACACUGAAGUUGGUCUUUAAAAGUAGUUCCAUUCACCUUCCAUUUUUUGGAUAAAAGUGUGGAAACUACCUUAGCUAUUGCCUCCUCUUUGUUAGAAUUCAGCUGCCAGAACUAGCUGAGGCCCACUGUACUUUCAUUUAGUUUGACCUCCUCCUUGAACUACCCUUACUUAUCCCUGGCGUAAUUGCCACACCGCCCCCCUUCCAAAUCAGGCAUAAUUUGGGCAAAAUGCCCAUGCUCCCUAUAACUGCAGUAGCAUUUGUGGCAGUGACUGAACUGUAAUGUGCUAUAAAACCAUAUUCUUCUCUCCCUCCCUAAAGUAGAACUUAGGCAAUGUCUGACUUAUACUACAGUCUCCCUGACUGCCAGCAAGUGACCUUUUCCAUAACGAAUUGUACAUUUUCCCCAGAACUCUGAAGGACAUGAAUUCUAGUAGCAAUAUCAACAUGAGAAUGAAGAGCUGCCAGAGGGUAAUUAUUUCAAUCUCUUAAAAAUGAGUUAGUGGCAAAGAACUGAUGCAUACCUCCCGCUACUGUUUGAUACAAUGAUUUUUUCUUUGUUUCACCUAAAAUAUUUUUGCACAUUUCAUUUCGGUGACAAAAUGAACCUUCCAAAAAUGAAUGGGAGGAAUGAGUCGCAAUCACAGUCCAAUUGACUUCUGGUCAUUCGGGUAUAAAAUAAUUAUUUGCUUUCUUAUGGGCCUGGUCCUGUGAGUUGCUGAAUGCCAACUCCUGUUGACUUCUGUUAGAGUUGAGGAUGCUCAGCAGCUUGCAGAAUUAGGCUCAUAAAGUAUACACCAUCAUUCCAAAUGUCUUUUGGUUCAUCUAUGCUUCCACUGUAACACAGUCAGGGGACCUGGUUACAAUAUUGAUAAAAGCUGUAGUAUUUAACCAUGUCCCUGUGUUUAACUGUUAAAAGCUAUGGAUGGCCCUUACUGUUAAUGGAGCUUUCAGUACAAUGCCUAAUCCUUUCAUGUAUCUCUUUGGUGCAAAUGCAAGGAAACUAGACAGUGAACAAAUGAAUCUUAAGGAAUACUUAAGUCACCACAAUAUACAUAAACACCCAAUCUGUACUUUUCUGGCCUCCCACCUGAACUCCCCUUCCCCUGAAACACAAACACACAAAUCUCUUUGGGAAAAAUAAAUUAAAUAAGGGGGAACUUGGAUUGUGUAGUGACUCGUACUACCUGGGUUUCCUGUAGGACGCUGUCUAAAGCAGAGGAGUUUGUAUAAUCACAAAUAACAGCAGGCUCUAUAGUCUGAUGCUUUAAAUCAUUUGUCUUUAUUUAAUAGAGUCAGAUAUCCCUUUAAGACAAAAAUAUAUAGAAGUUUAUUAUAUCUAGGUACUGUAUGUUAACUUA